Humulus lupulus (European hop) is the source of this 1936-nucleotide messenger RNA. RefSeq lists its product as uncharacterized. NCBI's taxonomy places the organism in Eukaryota, Viridiplantae, Streptophyta, Magnoliopsida, Rosales, Cannabaceae. The coding region runs from base 475 to 1809 and encodes 444 amino acids. The record is from RefSeq and is a predicted model, not a curated record. The transcript has 7 exons.
ACAAAAAAAAGGUUCAAUACCGAGAACAUUAUACCGACAACAUGUCCUCGGUAUAGACAUUUCAUAUGCGCGGGACAUUUUCGCGGUUCUGAAUAGGUUUAGUUGCUAUACCGAGGACCUAUACCGAGAACAUGUUCUCGGUAUAGGGUUUAUAAAUAUCACACUCAGCCGCGAAGCCCCUUCUCCUUCCUCUCUGGUUUCUCUGGGUUUUCUCCGAAACCUCCGCCUCCCUCCGCCGAUUAUAGUCGUUUUCCUCCAUAAAAGCUCGGUUUUAAGCCCCAAAAUUGCCAAGGGUGAAGGAAUUUCUGUGUAUUUGUUGAAGGUAUGGUUUAUUUAUUCAUUUUAUAUAUAUAUAUAUUUAUGAAAUUGUAUAAUGAUAUUUUCUAAUUUUUGUUUGAAGGUUGGGUAUUCGGUUUUUGUUGGAUUAUAGGGAUUGCUAGCAAGAUAUUGAAGGCAUUGUGCUACAUUCAUACAAUGUCGAUCGACAAGAGUUGGAUUAAUUUGACAGAUCGAUUAUCCGAUGAGUAUGAGGCUGGUGUGAUGGAUUUUCUCCAGAGAGCCCGGCAGUGCGUUGACUCAAGGGGAUUGGUGAAAUGUCCGUGUAGGAGGUGUGUCAACGUUGAAUUUCAGACAAUUGAUGUAUUAGAAAAUCAUCUUUUUGUAAAUGGUUUUCUACGGAAAUAUACCAAUUGGCAUUGGCAUGGAGAGGAUGAAAUAAUACCAAUGAGAGCUCGGAUAGAUCAAAAUGAUGAAGAUGAGAUGAUGGAUGUUCUCACUGAUCUUAUGCAAAAUGACAAUGACGAACAAGCGGAGAAUGAGCGCGGUCAAGAGAUACCUACAACUGACUACAGGAGUGGGCAACAUUAUAACGAUUUGUUUGCUGAGAUCGAGGCUCCAUUAUUCCCCGGAACAUAUAAAGAGAUCGGAGAGUACAGCUCAAAUUUCUCAAGAGAGCUCGGAUUACUUGUUCGACAGUACACAGAUCCGGACUGUCCUCAAUGGUCAAAAGUACCAAAUGCCUCGAAAGAAAGAAUACUUGCACAUUUGGAAGAUGAUUUGUUUGAUAUUGGGCGUACUAGAUAUGGAGAAGGGCAUAUGCCUGGGAUCUUGAGAGGCAUUGAUACUUCGUGUGCUAAAAAGUAUUCUGACUGGAAGUACGAUAUUAAAGAGCACUUAACGAUUAAUGGGCCACAAAAUCGUUAUGGUGGUUGCACGGAUACGCAGUGGCAAAAAGCAAUUGAUUUUUUCCGUCGCCCAGAAAUUACGAAACGUUCUGUGGUCAACAAGGAAAAUAGAAAGAAAUUGAAAGAGCUUAGCUAUGGAGGUUCUCAGUCAAUCCCAGCCUUACGCUAUAAAAAGCGCAAUUUAGAGACUGGGCAACUUGAGUCCAUCCCGGAUAGCUGGAUGGAUACUCACCAUAAAUCAGGCACAGGGUGGGUGACAGAGACAGCAAAAAAUACUUGGGAGGAAUUGCGUGCAUACCGCGACACACAGCAGACACAGGCAACUGAUACUGAGAGUUCCACACCAGUUUCGAGUGCGCCUGAAGAUGAAGACAUAUCUUUGGUACAAAAUGUCUUCGGAAAACGACGGGGCCACCAGAAAGGAUAUGGACGUAUCCUUAACAUAAGGGACCGAACUCCAUUUGAUUUUCGUCCUUCACAAACUAGAGAUGAAGAGUUGUCUGAGAUGAGAGAGCGUCUUCGACAGUUAGAGGAGCAUGUCCGGACUCAUUGUAUCACCCCGGGAUCUCAAUCUGCCCCACCACCACCACCCGAUGAUCCUGAUGUUGGAGCACCGACUCAGUAGGACUUAUGUAUGAAUUUUAUUACAAUUGACUAUUACAUUAUCAUGUUUAAGACAAGUCUUUAUUUUAAUUCAACGAAUACACUCUUAUGUUUUUUUUUAUAUCUUUAAUAUAAGUGUUUUAAUUUUA